GCAAUAACGACAGGAUGUUCGAUGUAAAACGUUUUCCACCAUAUUUUCGCGAUCGAAGAUCGAACUAAUUGAAGUUAGACUAUUUUCAAUUCCAAUAUUGCAACAUUGAUCGAAUAAAAAUACAACGAUGGAACUUCUGCUCUAGCUAGUUAUGCAUGUUUUCGCCGUGAGAUGGAAGCAGCGUACGCAUGUUGUUUUCUGCUGUCUGGUAGCUGUCAAAGAUGCGUAAUCGUGUCGUACAUUCGUUGUCUCCCAUUUCGAGACAACGUCGAUCAUCGCGAAGUACGUCGAAGCGACGGUGAUAAGUGUGAAAGUGGCGUAUGCGCGGAGUUGCGAUGCACGGGAAUCGCAGCCUCUGCCCCUAAAUGCGCCGCGUUGCGCUAUCCUACGACACGAAGGCUGCGAUUACUUGAGGAUAACCUCUCGGCCGCCCUGAUUAUCGAUAACGGACGCAAAAAUCACUUGCCACGUAUAAGCGAGCUGAUCCGCGCAUUACGACCUGGCCAUGGCGUGCUUGCUGCUGAAUCAAGAGAACGUAAACCUGAAAAUACCGUCAGCUGACACAGUCGACGGGGUUACGUAUUACUGCAUUGAGGUUGGAAUCGCGUCCAUCAAGUGGACUGUGAAGCACAGAUACAAUGAAUUCUCGGAGUUGCACGAGAAACUCGUUUCGGAGCACUGCGUCGAGAAGGACAUCCUACCGCCAAAGAAACUCAUCGGCAACAAGUGCGAAGCUUUCGUGGAGAAGCGCAGACAGAGCUUGGAAAUAUAUCUCAAUGCUGUUUAUAAUUAUUUGAAGAAAGCGAUGCCUAGAGAAUUGGCCAUAUUUCUAGAUCUACAUGUAUACGACAUUUACUUUCUACUGCAAAGUAUGGCCUUGGAAUUCUUUACAAGAGGUGACACCUUGCUGCAGAAUUCCACCAACUACAAAUUUAAUCCUAUACAGCUCUAUGCGAUCAGUGAAAGAUUAAAGCAACCGUGCCCAUCUUUGGAAGUCGUGGAUAAAAAAUAUGAUUUUAGCCAUGUUUUGGAUUUCAAUUCUCAUUUAACUAGUCUUAUGAUCGAGGGAAGUUCGGAACCUUACAAAACUAGUAAUAUUUAUUCGUCUGCGUUGUCCAUCGAAUUAUCUACCUUUAAAAAUAUACAACAUCUAACAAUCGAUCGAUAUCCCAUGGACAAGAUCUACAACAUGGGGAAUCUUCGAGAUACCGUGACCAUGUUAAAAGUUACGAAUACAAAACUCAGAAACAUCGUAGAACUGGCCAUGUGCGAGGAAGUUCACAAGCAUAUCGAAAAUGCGAAUGAUUCGCACGUGUGGUUAAAAGUAACGCACUUGGAUCUUAGCGAUAAUCGCAUUGAAGUUAUCGAUGAGGCAAUUAAGCUGUUACCGCACAUUGAAUGCCUGACAUUGAACAACAAUCAUUUGUCCGAAAUUUCCAACGUGACAUUAUUACCGAGACUGUCUCAAUUGUAUCUAGCGUCGAAUAAUUUUAUCAGUCUGCCGGACGACCUUCAUACCAAACUCGGAUACAUUGUAUACAUCGAUCUGUCGCAAAAUAAAUUAACGUCUCUCGCCAGUUUCUCAAAGUUGUACUCGUUAGAGGGAUUAGACGUGAGCUGCAAUCGCAUUGAGAAGAUCGAAGAGGUGAAACACAUAGGUCAUUUACCUUGCCUGGAAAACCUGAGACUGACGGGCAAUCCGGUGUCGACGAUCGUAGACUACCGAGUCAAAGUGUUGGAACCGUUCGGUAAGAGGGCCGCCGAUAUCUGUUUGGAUAACGAAAAGCCGAAUCAAAAGGAACUCGACACCGUGUCGGUUCAUCAAGCGUUAAGAAUUGCGCGAGAAGGUAAAUCGCCAACAUUCACCGCGUCAGACGCGCCGCUAUUUUCCGCCGAAGUUCCGAGUAUAUAGAAAUGUCAGUCGUAAUUUGCCCUUUUAUCACGAUGACCACCAUGAUUGUGUGAAAAAUAUUUAAAUACGAAACAAACAAAAGUGUUUUUAUACUUGUAAAUUUGAUCGCUACGAGACUGAUUCUCCUAUCACAAUCAGUAAAACUAAUAAUAAUAUUCGCUCUUCUAUUAUAUUGUAAUAAUAAUAUUGUUUUCGGUUUCGAUUUGUUAUACUUUUUUUGCUAGUUUUAUUGAUGCAAUACGAGUAAACCAAAAAUAAGCGCUUUUCUUUCUCAAACAAAAAAACGUUAAUUUGAUAAGGCUCAAUUUAACUAAUUUAAAACGAAAAGCGUAAGUGGACUUCAGAACAAAUUGUUGGUGCUGAUUUUUAAAAAAUGUUUACGAAUAUUUCGUAAGCAUGUACUAAUUACAACUUAAAAAUGUUUACAAAAUAUUUUGUGAAUAUUUUUAAGUUGUAAUCAAAUACUUCGUAAACAUUUUUAAGUUGUAAUCAGCACCAAUAACUUACUCUGGCUUUGAAGUUAAUUUACAUUUUAGAAAAUUAAAAAUUCACAGACAAAUUCACACCUGAGAAAACUACGAAUAUAAUAAACAACUAUUAUAAUUUAUACAAUUAGCAAAAUAAAUAAUUCGUAAAAUUUCCGCUGUUUUAUACAAUGUACAAUGUAUGAAUGCAAUCACAUAUAGCAUGUGAUUUCUGUUAAUUGUUUAUAACAAUGAACAGAUCCGUCUAUCAAUUGUAAAUUGUACAUGCGAUUAUUUGAUAUCAUCAAAAUCUUUUACUAGAGUUAGUACAAAAUGUGUCAAUCGUGUAAUAUUUAUUCCGAGAUAAUAUUUAAAUUUGUUCAUUUUAUAAGAAAUAAUACAAACACAAAUUUUGUGUAUC
This is a messenger RNA of Linepithema humile (Argentine ant), 2797 nucleotides long. Its product is annotated as nischarin. Gene Ontology annotation, molecular function: integrin binding; phosphatidylinositol binding. NCBI's taxonomy places the organism in Eukaryota, Metazoa, Arthropoda, Insecta, Hymenoptera, Formicidae. Gene Ontology annotation, cellular component: cytoplasm. The record is from RefSeq and is a predicted model, not a curated record.